AUGCAGUUCACAUUACCCGGAAUCCCUCCUCCUCAAUCUCGGGCUCCUGUUCGAAGAUCAAUAGCUCAACAAAUUGAUGCUAUUUGGCUCAAUAGUGAUGGUAUAUAUGAAUUGACAAGCAUUACAGAUGAAGAGCAAGCAUUGUAUGAUAGACUUGAUGCUAUUGUUGAGAACGCAGAAUCUCAUCGUAUUGGUGCUCCACGUACAAUACGUAAAGAAGAUGGACAUCUCAAAGAGUUCCGAAUUGCAAUGGCGGUUCGAUAUCCACGAACGAAUCGACAAUUUCCGGGGAAUGAUUUUAAUGAAUACAUGAAAGGUGCUUACGAUUCGGACCUAUUCAAUCAGCCCCAGGACAUGUUGAUCAAAGAUUGUAUAUUCAUGAUUGGUAGAUGGAUGGAAAAAUCGAGGCCAAGACGAUUAACCGACGCACGACCAUCUAUCGGAUCUGCGACGGCUCGACGCACAACGUUAUUGAAAUUCAUUACUAUGAAGCGCCAGCCCCAAAACUAUUACUCUUAUCCCAAAAUGAAAAUUGAGAUCUCUAAAGGGCUUAACUUAGCAGCGAACACUAUUUGGGGUGGAAUCCCUAUUCCAGGUCAGGAAAAUGGAAAUUCAUAUUUCGGAAAGUUUGAAUUACGUCAACUCCUCGAUUGGGAGUUGGAAUAUGCGUCGUCUCCUCGGUUCUCUCAACAACAUGCACUCGCAUGGGUUUUAAGCUGUCUUAAUGGAGUUAGACCAUGCUCUUUGGCGCAACUCUCGGAUAGGCCCGGGGAAUAUUUGAGAUGGAGGGAUAUUGAAAUUACUCGGGUUUUUGAAGGACAAGAUGGAGGUAAUCAUAUCGGCCGUUUUGAUUGUGCUAUCGGAUAUGUAUACCUAAAGACAGACCGAAGUAUCAAUGUUGAUAAGGGAACCGAAGUGAAUCGACGGAAGUUGAAGCAAUAUAGUAGACAUCCAAAGUUGGUACAAAAUAUCAUGUUCUCGCCUGCGCUUAGGUUUCUUGCAAUCAUGCUCCAACGGGGCAUACUCGAUGGAAUCGAGACGAUUGAUGAAUUGUUGACGUCAUCUACAUCUGCGCCUAGAAAGAUCAGCAUCAAGACGGAAUAUCUCGACAAGCCUAUCUUCCUAGCAGGCAAGCCUGGUGGUAGAGGUUACAAUGAGGAUGGUCGCCCUUUGUCGACUAACGGGCUUUCUGGGUACUUUAAGACUAGGGCACUGGCUGCAGGCUAUACUGAGACAACAACUUUUUACGCUUGGAGGAAAGGGGCGGGUGUACGAGUUGAUAGAAUUAAAGGUCGAAGUAGAGCUAGGGCGUUCUUAGGACAUAGUCCCGGCGACUUUACAUUUGAGACGUAUUAUGACGACGCAUUGGUUGAUCUAGAUAUAACGGCGAUCGCUCUAAAUGAAGAGGAGGAGGCUGUAGAAUCGACGACGCAGGCUUGCCUACAUCGAAUCUGCUAUAAUCUCUCUCGGGAGGACGAAGAGAAAUUCGUUAACACUUUCAUUCAGUAUGACGAAAGAUAUAUACAAGCAACUACGUCAGCUGAGAGAAAAAAUGCAUCUAGAUGCGCAAGACUACGAGCUAGACACGCUCUCAGGGCACACAUGAGAGCCGAAUACGAAAAACUUCACUCGAUGGAUGAAUAUGCGGCCAGGGUCAAAGCAUUGACUAAUAGUGGGAAACUGUUCGAAGAAGUGUUGGCGAGGGCAAAGCUGCUGGCUGCUGGGGAUGAAGAUGAGGAUGCACCUGAGGAUGAUGAAGACAAUGUUGAUUUAAGUGAUGAUCUGGGUAUAGAUUUCGGUGAUGAGGCUGGUGAUGAGUCUCUAUCAUUGGGAAACGCUGAGGAUGGGGAGCAGGAUGAUGUGAUGAUUUCUGAGAUUUUUGUGGAUGGCAAAAAGAGCUCUGAGAGCAAUGUGUCGGACAAUGUAACGUAUGAGUUUUUUGUUAGGGCGUUCUUGGAGAAGCUGAUGGAAGAGGAUCCGGUAACAUUGAGGCCAACACUUGGAACGGCUGCGCGAAAAAUUCCUGAUUCGAAAGGCUAUACCUGUGGUUUAUGUGAGCAGGAUAAAACAACGAGUGUUGAAGAGAAGGAGAAGCUAUGGGAAUCUUUGUCAAGGCUGGAGAGACAUCAGGUUUCCGGAUUCCAUAAUGGGAAUAAACGAUUUUCGAGACGGAUGAAGAUGCUUAAUCCUCGCGAAACCGAUUUUAAGUGUCCAUAUCCAUCAUGUCCGAAGGGGGAGCACACGACAUAUCGAACUCUUCAAGAUUUGAAACUGCAUAUCAUAAGAGAUGCAAGGGCUCUGGGCAGGUCUCAGCACCAAAUGUCAAUCAGAGCUGAUCAUUGGCUUGAGGAUGACUUCUCCACAGGUGCGGAAACCGGAAAGAAUCAUUAUAGGAAGCGAAAAUAUGAUGAAUUUCGAAAAGAUGAUGAAUUUGAGGAGAGUUUGAGCGUAUCAAAGGUGGUGAAGGAGGCAGACGGAACAGUGUCCUUGCUUGCAGGGCCAAAUCCGGUGCCUUGCGAGACUAGUAGAUCACCAUUGCUGCUUUAUGGUCUCAAUCCCGUGCCUUGCGAAAUGAGUUUGCUGAAAGGAGAAGAUGGAAUGAAUGAUUUUGCCAAGUUUUUAGAAGGUAUGAGGAAUAAUAAGAUGUUCAUAUCGGGAUCAAACAAACCUUUUAGACCUUAG
Botrytis deweyae is the source of this 2682-nucleotide messenger RNA. RefSeq lists its product as uncharacterized. The coding region runs from base 1 to 2682 and encodes 893 amino acids. The record is from RefSeq and is a predicted model, not a curated record. The transcript is spliced from 3 exons. NCBI's taxonomy places the organism in Eukaryota, Fungi, Ascomycota, Leotiomycetes, Helotiales, Sclerotiniaceae.